GGCGCCGAGGCGCUUCGCACCCCGCAGCAGCUCCGCGGUGCUUGGGGGAGCUGCGCUGAAAUCCCUGCAGGUUCUAGAGGACUGCCCCUCUCUGCUAGCCCAGCCAUAAGGAGCAAUGCAUGAGCCACAGAAGCGAUUACCAUCCACUGCCAACAGACUGCACCUUGCCUGCUUGGAAUACUUAUUUUAAACACGGUCAGAGGAUUUGCAUGCUCACAUCUCCCCGUUGAAGAGCGGAACUAUCUCCCGAGUUCCUUUUAAAAUCCCUGACGCUGCCGGCAGCACUGGCUCCCCGCGGAUGACUCAGUGCUGCCCACUUCAUGAUUUAAUCUCCGCCAGCCGGAGCGCCGCUCGCGGAGCRUUGCAGCAUGUCGGGCACUCCGCACCCAGCCGCCGUGCGGAGGAGGUUUGGAGAUGAGUACCAGGCAGUGGGCCCGGCCCGYGGCGGAGCCCGCAGGCAGCGGCAGCGCUUCGUGGACAAGAACGGGCGCUGCAACGUGCAGCACGGCAACCUGGGCGGCGAGAGCAGCCGCUACCUCUCCGACCUCUUCACCACGCUCGUGGACCUCAAGUGGCGCUGGAACCUGCUCAUCUUCCUGCUGACCUACACGGUGGCCUGGCUGGUCAUGGCCUCCAUGUGGUGGGGCAUCGCCUACCUGCGAGGCGACCUGCACCAGGAGCACGACGAGACCUACAGCCCGUGCGUGGCCAACGUGUACAACUUUCCCUCUGCCUUCCUCUUCUUCAUUGAGACCGAGGCCACCAUCGGCUACGGGCACCGCUACAUAACGGAACGCUGCCCUGAGGGCAUCGUCCUCUUCCUCUUCCAGUCGCUUCUUGGCUCCGUUGUUGACGCCUUCCUCAUCGGCUGCAUGUUCAUCAAGAUGUCGCAGCCCAAGAAGCGCGCCGAGACGCUCAUGUUCAGCCGCGCCGCGGUGGUGUCUCAGCGGGACGGCAAGCUCUGCCUCAUGUUCCGCGUGGGCAACCUUCGCAACAGCCACAUGGUGUCUGCCCAGAUCCGCUGCAAGCUCAUCAAGUCCCGACAGACGCCAGAGGGUGAAUUUCUGCCGCUAGAUCAGUGUGAACUGGAUGUUGGAUUUGGAACUGGAGCUGACCAGCUGUUUUUAGUUUCCCCAUUAACCAUCUGUCAUGAAAUUGAUUCAAGGAGCCCCUUUUUUUGCCUGUCAAAAAGAUCAUUAGGAAGCGAGCAGUUUGAAAUAGUUGUCAUACUUGAAGGAAUUGUUGAGACUACAGGAAUGACCUGUCAAGCUAGGACAUCCUAUACAGAGGAUGAAGUUCUUUGGGGUCAUAGGUUCCUCCCAGUAAUGUCCCUGGAAGAUGGCUUUUUCCGUGUUGAUUACUCUCAGUUUCACGAUACCUUUGAAGUCCCCACUCCUCCUUACAGCGUUAAAGAACAAGGAGAAAAACUUUGUCUGUCACCUCUUCUGAAUAGUCCAUUCAAUGACAAAAAAAGCCCAACAGAACAUUUCUCACUUGGCUUCAUUGAUAUUGCAGGAGAAGAAAACAAGCUUCCCAGUAAACUUCAGAAAACUAGCUCAGGGAAGGAAGACCUUCCUAAAAAGGCCUUGAGAAUGAGUACCAGCAAUGUAGAGAAGACACACAGCACCGGAGAUCUCUUGAAAACUCAACAAGUAAGUCCCAUCUGCAACAGCAAGGCUUGUGAUGAAGUGGUACAGGUGAAAGCUUUAAAGAUCAAUGCUGAGUCUUUGUCUACUGCACAUCUUGAGUUCCCAAAGAAGCCUCCAACUAUGUGCACUACAGAGAUGAAACUGGAAGAUCAUUUGCCUGUCAAACUUUGAAAAAUGAACUAAGAUCACCUCUCUGAAGAGUGGAACGGGAGUUGGUGCUGAUAAACUACAUUCAACACUGCUGACCUGAAGAGUUCUCUUCUACUAACGUAAUAAUUUAGCUUUACUACUUUUCAAGAAUCUGGUUUUCUAUAAAUGUUCUGUACAGAUGCAAUUUUAAGUAUAUGUAGAUGCUUUCUGGUGAAGCAAGGACCAGAUCCUUGGUUGCCGAGUGAAAUGUUCAGAAGUUAGGCAAACAAAGCAGUUUAAAAACAGCUAAAGCUGCUUCUGUCUUGAUUAUAUGUGAUGUACAGUACACAAGGACACAGAAAGAACUUGUCCAAAAAUCAGGCCCAGAUCACCAUCGCAGCAGAUGGCUCAUGCCCUAAACGCAGUUGAAUUUUAACUCGGUUUGAAGGGAACAUGUGGUGAGUAGCUUAGAUCUUAGAACGUUUGAUACUUCAACUCACAAAAUAGUAGCUUGGAGAUUCCUGGUAAGUAARKAAAGUAAAGCACUUGAUAGUUUUCAGUCAUUACAUGAAGAAUUACACACACAUGUGYAUCUCAGGAGCUGUACUAAUGGAUAGCAAAGGUCUUUGAUGUUGUGCAUUUGUUAUGCUUGCCUUCCUUGCUCACAUGCUUCUCUGUCAUUUUUUUUUAGAUUUGAAAUUUACAAUAUUAUGUAAUUUAUUUCAAGUUAAGACUCUGUAUAAACAUCAUUCUUUUCAGGUACUGAAUUAAAGUGAUUUGCAGAUUUCUGACUGGCCUGAAAGAGAACAAAUGCUCUUUUUUAAUCUUGUCUGACAGAAAUGAUG
This is a messenger RNA of Nothoprocta perdicaria, 2623 nucleotides long. Its product is annotated as G protein-activated inward rectifier potassium channel 1-like. Gene Ontology annotation, cellular component: plasma membrane. Gene Ontology annotation, molecular function: G-protein activated inward rectifier potassium channel activity. Bases 369 to 1820 code for a protein of 483 amino acids. Gene Ontology annotation, biological process: regulation of monoatomic ion transmembrane transport; potassium ion import across plasma membrane. Lineage: Eukaryota; Metazoa; Chordata; Aves; Tinamiformes; Tinamidae. The record is from RefSeq and is a predicted model, not a curated record. The transcript has 4 exons.